AUGGCUGUUACUGUCUUUGAACGCAAGAUUGCUUCUCCAAUCCCUGCAGCCAAGGCGUUUAAGGGUCUCGUUACCGAUGCCGACAAUCUUGUUCCUAAAAUCCUUCCAGGGGUCGUUAAGAGCGUUGAGACUGUUCAAGGAAAUGGAGGGAUUGGAACUAUUAAGAAGACUACACUCCACGAAGGUAACGAAUUGAAGUCGUACAAACAUAAAGUAGACAAAUAUGACCCACAGAACUUUGUAUAUGAAUACAGUAUAUACGAAGGAGAACCAUGGAUUGAUGGAAUAGAGAAAGUCACAGUUGGAAUAGAAAUAGAGGGUUCAGGUGAUGGAGGAUCUGUUGUCCAUGUUAGUUGCAAAACCUAUCCAAAGGGUAAUAAUGCUGCGCUCCUUCAGGGACGCGUUGACUCUGACAAACAAAAGAUCGCAGGAAUGGUUCAGGCUGUUGAACAGUACCUGUUGGCAAAUCCUAAUGCCUACUAA
Molecule: messenger RNA, 483 nt
Organism: Jatropha curcas
Lineage: Eukaryota; Viridiplantae; Streptophyta; Magnoliopsida; Malpighiales; Euphorbiaceae
Product: major allergen Pru ar 1-like
Biological process (GO): abscisic acid-activated signaling pathway; defense response
Cellular component (GO): cytoplasm; nucleus
Molecular function (GO): abscisic acid binding; protein phosphatase inhibitor activity; signaling receptor activity
Source: RefSeq, marked provisional